Temnothorax curvispinosus is the source of this 2021-nucleotide messenger RNA. RefSeq names its product glucose dehydrogenase [FAD, quinone]-like. Bases 185 to 1975 code for a protein of 596 amino acids. Gene Ontology annotation, molecular function: flavin adenine dinucleotide binding; ecdysone oxidase activity. The transcript has 11 exons. The record is from RefSeq and is a predicted model, not a curated record. Lineage: Eukaryota; Metazoa; Arthropoda; Insecta; Hymenoptera; Formicidae.
UCCAGUAGUAUGUAGUAUAUGUCGAUGGUCUGCAAUGGCCUGGAUAAACCUUUACAUACCAACGAAUGUGUUAAUUGUAAUACUUUGCUCUAAUAAGGACUGAAAUUUAGAAUAACACAAAAAAAGAAAUAUCGUUUAAGUGACAGCGAAUCGAUGAAGACAAAGGAAUUUAGAUAAAGGAGCGAUGCUUGGUUUUAUAAAAUUAUUAUUGCUCGUGCUUAUUAGCACAGUGAUAACGCUAUUUUUUUCUUAUCUUCAUUUGGUAUUUAUAUUAGACAUGUAUUUUCAAUGGUUCUUCAACGAUGUUCAAGAUAUGCAGCAAUAUGAUUAUAUUAUCGUUGGUGCUGGUAGUGCUGGCUCGAUUCUGGCAACGCAUUUAGUGGAGGAUAAACAUAGCGUAUUGUUGUUAGAAGCGGGUGGCACCGCUCCAUCCUUUCUUGACAUACCACUCUUGGGACCAUUGAUUCAAAACACUGUUUACGAUUGGCAAUACGUCACCGUUUCCCAAGAGUAUGCAUGUAAAGGCUUAAUCAACAAUCAAAGCAGAUGGCCUAGAGGUAAAAUUCUCGGAGGCUCAAGCCAUCUAAAUUAUAUGGCUUAUGUAUUGGGACAUCAGCUGGACUAUGAAAAAUGGUUUCCAGAUUUUGCUGAAUCAGUUGCGAAAAAUGACGAAUCAAUCAGUAUCAGCGAAUUAAGAUGGAACACUGAUUUUGCUGAUAUAAUUUUAGAGGCAAUAAAGGAACUGAAUCAUAAUGUGAGCAACAUAAACUUACAAUUGGACACAGGUUUUAUGAAAGCUCAAUUGACAAUGGAGAAUGGCAGAAGAUGGAGUUCGGACAAGAUACUGUAUAAAAAACCUAAUCCUGCUCUGACUGUAAUUACUCACGCACGCGCCACUAAGAUAUUAGUGAACUUGGAUAAAGCUGAGGGAAUUGAAUUUGUUAGAUUCGGUAGUAAAUAUACGGCAAUAGGGAAAAAAGGAAUUAUUUCAAGUGCUGGUGUAAUCGAGAGUCCAAAAUUGUUAAUGUUGUCUGGAAUUGGACCAAAGAAGCACUUGGAGAAAUUCGGUAUCAGCGUGAUCAAUGAUCUGCCAGUUGGUCAAACCUUGAUGGAUCAUAUAUUAACCGGUCUGGACUUGAUUGUAGUUAACGCGAAUCUUGGAUUGAAUCUUUCUGAUAUCUUUAAUCCUAUGUCAGCCCUCAAUUAUUUUUUCUUUGGGAAAGGACCAUGGACAUCAUCGGGAGUAGAAGUAUUAGGGAUAUUUCAUAGUCCUUUACAUGCAAAUAAGUCCGCAGUACCCCCAGAUUUGCAGUUAAUGGUACUACCUUUUGGAGCAUCAAAAGACAAUGGUCUUAUUUCCAAAAAAGCAAUGGGAAUUUCUGAUGAGGUUUAUAACAAAUAUUUUGCUCCGCUUUCAGACCAAAAUACAGUAACGAUUGCACCUGUCUUAUUACAUCCUAAAAGCACUGGGGAAUUACGAUUGCAAAGCAGCGAUCCCUUUCACGAUCUGCUAAUUGAUCCAAAAUAUUUAUCACAUGAGGAUGAUAUUGACACUCUCAUAGAAGGCCUGUAUUUUAUAAAGAAACUCUUGAACACGAGCGUAUUGAGAGCUCAUGGUGCAUCUCUCAAUAGAAAGUCUUUCCCUGGUUGCGAGGAUCAUAUAUUUGACACCAGGACGUAUUGGAAAUGUUAUAUACAGCAUUUAACACUGACCUCUUACCAUCCAGUUGGUACAUGUCGCAUUGGCGACGUUGUUGAUAUGUCAUUUAAAGUUAACAAUAUGAGAAAUUUGUAUGUCGUGGACGCAUCAGUUCUUCCAUCGCUACCAAGCGGAAAUAUCAACGCACCUGUGAUUGCAUUGGCGCAAAAGGCUGCCCGUAUUUUUAAAAAUAAAAAAGAAGAAAGAAGAAACAUACAAAAACAGCUUAAGUCGUAUAAUGUUUGUUAUGUAUUUAAUGUUUGUAGUAAUAUGUGAAAUAUCACGUGUAAAUAUGUCAAUAAAACUUACAACUUACAACUAA